AUGAGCACCAUGCUGUUCAUCGCUGGUUUCAUCCUUGCUAUUGUGGUACCGGUAGGUGUCGUGCUUGUGGCAAUCUUUCUCUCAUCUCCGCGAUCUGAGCCUUCAGCACCUUCAGUCUGCCGCUACCCAGAAUGGAGCGGUGCUGGCUGGACCGGAGCGCUCACCGCUAAAUUUGGAAUCGCUGGAACCGCAGUGAUGCAGUCGAAAAUGACAUCGCCGCUACCCUGGGUGGGAGAGUCCGGGGUCCGGACUAACGCAUUCGCAAGGUGGACGGUGGACACCGGCAAGUGCAUACAGAUUUCGCAGGCAAGCCAGCGGAUGGCCGAGGUAGCAGACUGUGCCACCUCCUUCUCGGGCUUCGUGUUCCAAGGUCUUGCAGGUCAACUUCGCUUGAUGAUUGAGCCAGAGUUCUGUCUGACUGGAACAAACGCAACACUCAAGGUGUCCUCUUGCUCUUCCAUGCCGGAUCCGACUCAAAAUUUUACCUUGCACGAGGUGGGGCACUGCGAGGGCGAUCAGCCAGUCUAUGCCCUGGCUGUGGGUGAUGGCACUGAGUGCAUAUCGCUUCAGGACACGGAUGACCGGCUUGUCUUGCAGGAUUGCAACACGAAGCCUCUGGGUCUGAAGCUGGUCCGCCUGUACAACGAGGAAGCUCUGGACUUGCGCAUCAACCCGAACUACGAGGACAACUUCGCAGGGGAACUGGGCGAGACGUACAUGGGGAAUCCUGGUGUUCAACUGCCCUGGGAUGUGGCUCACCUGGUUCAGUAUCCCUGGGCCGGGGACCACUGCGCCCAAACGGUGCCGCACGUCAGUGGGUCGCAAUCAUGCUACAGCCAGUUCCGGGCCUCGUCCGAUGGCAUGUCGGAGCAGUGCGAUUCUGAAAAUGUCACCCUCUUGGGUGAUGGUGCUGGCUGCAGCGGCUUCUGCGAUGUGGCCUCCAACGACAGACCAUGCUCUUGUGGAACUUUGUCCUGUCCCGGAUGCCUGAGCGGCUUCGGCUACACGGCUGUGACCAACUCCUCCUGGCUUCCACCCGGAUGUAUUUUCGUAGGCUGCACCCGUGGGGCCGAUCCUGCGCGUCCUGAAGGAACCUUCAAUCCUCUCCUAAUCCCAGGUGGUUUGAACAUCCGCACCUGUCCGGACAACAUCCUCGAUGGAAGGAGCCCGUGGACUCAAGUGGCGCCAAUCUCGGCGCCCAGGUGCGAGGUCAACGCGGCCUGUGCAAAUGAACAGUUCGUUGGGACGAUGGUUCUCUCGGGUGAGAACUUCAGUUUCUGUUGCCCUGGCGAAACCUCGAACCCAUUCUCUGCUUUGGGCUUGGGCUACUUCGGCCUCAUGCCGGAAAACGGCCACUACGGCGAGCCGGCGGUGACAUGCAACGCCACCGGUUGCAGCUAUCGACCAAGCUGUGCGUGCCCGUUGUCCGUCCCAUCCUUGAACAUUCGGGUGACCGGCCCCUCCACCUCCUUGGGUGUGGUGUUCGUCCCGGCGGUGUCUGCUUACGACGAAGCACAAGGGCUCAGCUACGGCAGCGAAAGGAUUGUUGUGGCUCCGGACCUGGAUGCGGCCUCCACGCUUCGGAUCUACGCCGUUGCGGUUGGUGCAGAUGACAGCUUCCAUGUGGGGAACAACGUGAGCCUCAACUCUCCCGGCAUCCAAGAUUUCAUCAACAACUGUGGCCUUCCAUGCGAAAGGCGCCAUGAGUGCCCGGCCAUCACGCUGCCGUACUACCCGGGGUUUGGUGGGCCAAAGGAGAUCAACCCUAGCGGCCAGUGGGAUGUGAAGCAGCCUCCGCCCAGCAUCUUCGAUGACCGGCGCAUUCUCAUUGCCCCCAGGCUCAGGAACAGCAGCUUGAAAAUGGGACCCGUGUUCAUCGGAAACCCAGGGAAGACCUAUGUGGGGACGAAUCCGGACCUUCGGGGCAUCUUCCAUGGAGUGGAGGGUCGGAAGACCACGGGUCCAGGAAGCUCACCUGGGGGCACCACGAGUGUCGGCACGGAGUGGCUGAAAGCUUUCUUCCAAUGCAAGGAAAGCCUGGCUACCGGCACCGAAUACGACCCUCGCAUUUGGUAUUGA
Molecule: messenger RNA, 2079 nt
Organism: Symbiodinium sp. CCMP2456
Lineage: Eukaryota; Dinophyceae; Suessiales; Symbiodiniaceae
Source: the annotation of a GenBank genome assembly